UAAGAUUCACAACCAACAAUUAGUAAACUGUUGAUUUAAAGAAAUAUUUGUUUUUUCUGGCAAGCGAUAACAAAGUAGAGAUUAGAAGAGAUGAACGUGUCUGUGCCUAUGUAAUGCUGUGGAAAUCGCCAGUUUAUGCGUAUCUCGUUUAUCUAACCAAUAUAUAAACAACAAAAAAAAUAAUUUCAAGCGAUUGUGAUAAUCUUAUUAAAGCGAUAGAGGAGGACGAGGUGUUAUCUAUCAAUCGAAUUACUAAUUUAUACUUUUACCAGCAUUUAGCUGAGUUACCACACUUAAUCAGUUGUUGUCUUGUGUGCACUUCAGUUGUUAUAUAUUUUCAAUUGAAAAUGGCUUUAUCACGACCGAUUUACAAUUUGCUCGGCCUUUAUUUCGAACAACUUUUCAAUCAUCCAUUGCGAACAAAGUCCAUCACAAGUUCGGUACUAGCAACAUCAGCCAAUUAUGCAUCCCAAAGAAUUGGUGGUGGGAAAUCGAUUAACAAAAAUACUCUAGUGGCUUAUGGAAUGUUUGGGCUAGUAUUCGGAGGGUCCUUUCCUCACUACUUCUACAAAUACGUCGAAGAGUUUCUGCAGAACGCUGGCAAAGCGAAGCAGAUGUAUUUGUUUUUAAUCGAACGGCUAGUAUUCGCUCCAGUGUAUCAAGCCUUGUCGCUUUACUUUCUCUCGCGAUUCGAAGGAAACAAUCAUGAUUUUGCGUUCAAGAAUUUAUGUAAACUAUACUGGCCACUGUUGACAACAAACUGGAAAUAUCUGUCCUUGCUUGUGUUCAUCAACGUGAAAUUCGUGCCACCAAUGCUUCGUGUCCUGUUUGGCAAUUUGAUUGGAUUCUUCUGGGUCCUGUUUGUAGCCAGCAAACGUCGUAAGGCGGCCGAAGCAACAGCAGCUGCUAAUUAGUCAUAAAUAAAGAUUCCAGUGCAAUUGAAUGAUGGGGCUGUGAAUGUUACAUUCGAUGUUGUUAUAAAUAAUCGCAAGCAAUUAUUUUGUGAAAUUUUAAUUGGUUUCGGGCAUGAGCCUCGGUUUUUUGUAUGGUAAAACGUUAAUAAACAAGUUUGGUUUAUACUUAGGUAAAUU
Messenger RNA from Bradysia coprophila, 1091 nucleotides. RefSeq names its product peroxisomal membrane protein 2. Gene Ontology annotation, cellular component: cytoplasm; peroxisomal membrane. Lineage: Eukaryota; Metazoa; Arthropoda; Insecta; Diptera; Sciaridae. The record is from RefSeq and is a predicted model, not a curated record.